CCCAACACUUUCAAGAUUCUCCCCUCAAUGCAGUAGGAGGAGCUAUAGAUCAAGGUGCACGAGAAAAGAUAUGGCUCGAGAUGGGUUGGAUUUUUCGGAAGCUAAAAGGCCUGCUGCUUUUCGAUUGUGCAAAGUGUCCGGUUACAUGACUGAGUUGCUGGAGAUUCGCGCCGAUGAUCCUAAACUGCACGUUUUAUUCAUUCCGGGAAAUCCAGGUAUUGUUGCAUUUUAUAAGGACUUUGUGGAAUCAUUGUACGAGUUUCUCGGAGGACAUGCAUCUGUAACAGCAAUCGGGCAUGUUUCACACACCAAAAAGAACUGGGAGCGUGGAAGGUUAUUCUCAUUAGAAGAACAAAUUUUACACAAGGUGGAUUUCAUCAAUCAGGAGCUAGAAAAUCUUGAAGUUCCUAUAUUACUGGUUGGGCACUCUAUUGGCUCAUAUAUGGCUAUUGAUGUGUUUAGGAGGUCCUCAGAAAAGGUGACCUAUUGCAUUGGACUAUAUCCUUUUUUGGCAGUAAACCCGCAAUCGAGGUGGCAGUCUAUUGUUGGGAAGAUUGUAGAGUCACAAGUUUUAAGUGUUGCACUUAGUUGCAUUGCGGCAUCAUUGGGAUCCUUACCAAGCAGUGCUUAUAGGUUGAUUUUGACAAACUCUGUUGGGAGUUCGUGGUCAGCUGCUGCAGUUGAGGCUGCUUGCUCACACUUGGUGCAGUACCAAGUUGUACGGAACAUACUCUUUUUGACUAUGACAGAGUUCAGAAAGCUUGCAGAAACGCCAGAUUGGAAGUUUAUGAGAGAAAAGCGGGAGAAAAUAGCAUUUUUGUUUGGUGUUGACGAUCACUGGGGUCCACUUCAAAUGCAUAAAGAGAUUUCCAAGCAGGUCCCAGGCAUUUCUCUAUCAAUUGAAAGGGCCCAUCCUCAUACUUUCUCUUGCACUGAAGAUGGUUCGUCAUGUGUUGCAAAGCAUGUUGCAAGAUUGAUCCAGAAUCAAGUACUGCAUUCAGGGCAGUAAGGUAUCUUUGUUGCUGCCAUUUUGUGAUAUAGUAGUCAUGUUCAGUAUAUGGUUAGGAUUGGUCAACGGAUAUUAUUGAUCAUCCCAUUAUGUUUAAAUAAUAAUUACAUCUUGAAAAAAUAAAAAAUAAACUGAUAUAGUAGUUAGCAACUGCCUUAUACUGAACAUAGAUAAGUCCCUUCAAAUGCUGGUUAUCUAAAUGCUCCAGAAGCAUGCUUUUCAUAAAAGUAGCCAUACCCCAUGUGUUUUGUAUAAGCAGGCAACAUUCAGGGACAAUCAAUUUUCUUCCUUCCCCCUCUUUUUCUUUUAACGGUAACGGUGAUGCCAUAAAAUGAGACUUGGACCUUUUCAACCCUCCCCAGCCCAUCAGUAUCUUUGCUAAGACACGGUAGAAUUAUUGAUGGCAAAGUGAGGUUUACGAUUCCAUCUAAACUUUAGGUUGGUUUUCUAAGGCAUGUGGUUUCAUUCCAGUUCCAAUUUUACGAGUUCUAUGAAUGUUGUAUCAAUUAUGGAGAUCGGUACUAUUAAGUGUCAA
Juglans regia (Persian walnut) is the source of this 1544-nucleotide messenger RNA. Its product is annotated as lipid droplet-associated hydrolase-like. The transcript is spliced from 13 exons. Gene Ontology annotation, cellular component: lipid droplet. Gene Ontology annotation, molecular function: lipase activity. The record is from RefSeq and is a predicted model, not a curated record. The coding region runs from base 71 to 1009 and encodes 312 amino acids. Gene Ontology annotation, biological process: lipid storage. NCBI's taxonomy places the organism in Eukaryota, Viridiplantae, Streptophyta, Magnoliopsida, Fagales, Juglandaceae.